This is a messenger RNA of Cannabis sativa, 1243 nucleotides long. Its product is annotated as probable 2-oxoglutarate-dependent dioxygenase AOP1. Gene Ontology annotation, molecular function: dioxygenase activity. The record is from RefSeq and is a predicted model, not a curated record. The coding region runs from base 47 to 1003 and encodes 318 amino acids. The transcript is spliced from 3 exons. NCBI's taxonomy places the organism in Eukaryota, Viridiplantae, Streptophyta, Magnoliopsida, Rosales, Cannabaceae.
AAUAUUUAUAUAUAAAGAAAUUAAUUCUAAUUAAUAUACUUAAUUAAUGGCGUCGGAAAGCGUUCUUAGGCUUCCUAUUAUUGAUUUUUCAGUUGAACAGGUACUGAAACCAGGUACACCCGAGUGGAACACCGUAAGGACCCAAGUCCGCGAAGCACUGGAAGAAUUUGGUUGUUUCGAGGCAAAGUUCGAUAAAAUACCAAUAGACAUUGAAAAGGCCUUAUUUGAUGCAAUAGAAGAGGUUUUCGAUCUUCCUUUACAAACCAAACAACAAAACAUUUCAAAGAAACUGUUUCAUGGUUAUGUGGGCCAACAACCAGUUGCCCCUUUGUAUGAAACCAUCCCAAUUAACCAUUCCCAUAUUCGUGAAAAUGUUGAAAUUUUCACUACUGCUUUAUGGCCCGAUAAUGGAAAUCCAACUUUUUGUGAAACUAUUCAUUCUUAUUCUGAACAAUUAUGUGAGUUGGAUGGAAUCAUAAGAAGGAUGAUUUUUGAGAGUUUGGGAGUUGAGAAAUAUUUGGAGGAACACAUGGACUCUUCCAACUACGUUCUUCGACUGAUGAAAUAUAAGGGGCCUCAAACCAAUGAGACCAAGUUGGGUUUGAAUGCUCACACAGAUAAAAACAUUGUCACUAUUUUGAAUCAGAAUCAUGUCGAUGGAUUAGAGGUCCAAACCAAAGAUGGCCAAUGGUUUAGUGUCAAACCCUCAUCUAAUACUACCUCUUUCAUUGUCAUGAUCGGAGAUUCUCUUUACGCAUGGUCAAAUGGUAGAUUACAUUCUGCAAAUCACAGAGUAAUGAUGAGAGGAAAUGAGGCAAGGUACUCAGCUGGAUUGUUUUCAAACCCAAAAGCAGGUUACAUGGUGAAAGCCCCAGAAGAGCUUGUUGAUGAUGACCAUCCUUUGUUGUUCAAACCAUUUGACUAUUACCAAUUCCUUGACUAUUAUUAUUCCAUGGCUUAUCGAACAGGCCCAAAGAAUCUCCACUCCUAUUGUGGCCUCUGAUCCAGAACAAUUCCUUUAUAUAUUUAUAUAUAAAGUAUUAUUAUUUGUAGUACUGUCGGUUUGUUUAAUUUGUCUUAAUUAAUUAUCUUCUCCACGACAUGUAGUAUGUACAUAGUACAUAUUACCCACAUUGGAGAUAUAUUAAUAAUCAUGUACUUUUAUGUUAUUGCUACAAAAAAAUAAAUAAAUAAAUAAAUAAUGUACUUUUAUGUUUUUAUUUAUGUCAUAAUGUAAUUUUAU